This is a messenger RNA of Triticum aestivum (bread wheat), 1889 nucleotides long. RefSeq lists its product as uncharacterized. The record is from RefSeq and is a predicted model, not a curated record. Gene Ontology annotation, cellular component: nucleus. Gene Ontology annotation, molecular function: protein dimerization activity. NCBI's taxonomy places the organism in Eukaryota, Viridiplantae, Streptophyta, Magnoliopsida, Poales, Poaceae. The transcript is spliced from 3 exons. The coding region runs from base 251 to 808 and encodes 185 amino acids.
CCCUCUCCUCGCGCGGUCGCGCCUCGAUCCGAGCCCUCGACCCGCUCCCGCCUCCCUGCCCCACGCCGCCGGCACCUCCUCCGCCGCCUCCUCUCCACCGCCGCCAAUGUAGCAUGGGAGGUUUCGCCCCCCGCCACGAAGAACCCGAAGAAAGCGGCACGCCCCGUCGGGAAGCGGGCGGCGCGCGCCGACCCCUCCGGCCUCCCCGACCCCCUCGCCAUACUGCGCGCCGUCGCUGCCCACGGAUCGGAUGACUUCUCCGGGAUCUACAAGAUCAACGGCUAGGGCGCAUCGCUGCUGCGCGUGUACCGCCAGCACCACGAGCGCAACGCCUGGGGGCUCCGCCGGCCACAGCAGUCCGCGCGCCUUAGCCUGGAUCCCCAUGCGUCGUCUACCCCGAUGGCGUGAGGGUGCGGACCUGAGGAAUGUGGCUGGGGACGAGGUUUGGCGGCUCCAAGGUUCGUCACCAACGUCCACGUCUCCACAAGCCCAACGAUCAGAAGCAGGCAUCCAUAUGGAGGGAUCCUUCCCUGGUUACGCUGGAGGAAGGGCUCGAACCGAGUGCGCUGCCUCCGUCUCUCUCUGGCUCCACUGCUGGUCUCCGUUGUCUGACCCUCGGCAGGCCCUCUUCCCCUCCUCCGUUUUCUACAAAAAAACAGCCAACAAAGCAUCAAUAUUAGAUGAGGCGAUUGAGUACUUAAAGUCCCUCCAAAUGCAACUUCAGAUUAUGUGGAUGACCACUGGGAUGGCGCCAAUGAUGUUUCCUGGUUCUCACCAGUUCACGCCGCCGACGGCCGUGGGGGCAUGAAUUCAGCAUGCAUGCCUGCGGCACAGAGUCUAUAUUUGUCUUUUUUGCCAAACUUGAUGCGUCGAGCUUUGAGUUACUUUACGGUUCUGGUUACUUGAAUGACCGAGGAAGAAACUGUUUACUUUUAAAUGUACUACUGCAGAUCAAAGCUGAACUCAUCUAUUUUCUUUCUUCACUCUCAGGCGAAGAUUUAUCCCAUGCAGAAAAUCUCUCAUGGUUCUACUUCUACCUUAUGUAGAAAAGCGAAUAUUAUCUGUUGAUGAGCUUUUUGCUAUUUGGUACUGACCAUAUUAGUUCCCUAGGGCUGUAAAAACAAAAACUUCAUUUCUACCCUAUGAUUAUGUGUCAAGGAUAUUUUGUAGAUUGCAAGUUUGAUUUCUUUAUCUUCAACAUGGUUGAUUUAGUUUCUCACCUUGCCUAAAAAUUCAGGUUGGAAUGUUGGCGGUCCUGCCUAUGCAGAUAAUGUAUCUGUUAUAAUGUGAUCAUGACAGAAAAUUAUUUAUUUGUUAUAUACCUGCAACUCACUUUGUUUAACUUUCACAUCACCAUUUCAUUUUUUGACAGUGGGUUAGACAAGUGUGGUUUUCAGGUGUAGUUGCCCUAUUGGUUUUAUUUACUUUUCCUGUGUUGAUUUCUCUUUUACUGUAAAGCAGAGCUGACUGCUCGUGGCAGCGCUGGAUCCGGUGGCCAGCCGUCACCGUUGCCUUUCCUCUUUGACGUGAGAGCACAUGGAGAAGGGGCUCGUGGAAGCGCUGGAUCUGAUGGCCAGCCGUCGCUGUUGCUUGUCCUCUUUGACAUAAGAUCCACACUGCUCCACUCCAUCCAGGUUCACCUCUCCGCUGCUACAUCCAUCGUUUUGGCUUGCAGGUCGCCGGCGAGGUCUCCGGCCAGUUCGCCACAUAACUUGUAGCCCAGGUCGUUGACAUAUUUGGGUUCUAGGUCACAAAAACAAAAUUUAGAGUUAAUUUAUCUGGCUCAGCAAUUUCCUGCAUUAGAUAUCCUUUUGUGCUUAGUUUUGUUGUUGUGAAUUCUCCCAUUUUUAGCUUUGAGUUAAACACACAUUUGUUUUAGUCAACUGACA